Molecule: messenger RNA, 5204 nt
Organism: Pongo pygmaeus (Bornean orangutan)
Lineage: Eukaryota; Metazoa; Chordata; Mammalia; Primates; Hominidae
Gene: TMEM94
Product: transmembrane protein 94
Exons: 31
Coding region: 274-4449 (1391 amino acids)
Source: RefSeq, a predicted model, not a curated record
GAACUUUAGCUCUCUGCCCGGCGCCUCUGUUGUCCGGAAGGGAGGCAAGCCCCCUUAGAGUUGCCAGUAACGGACAUGGCUGCGGCCCCGGGAGGAGGGGACGUGAAGUGAGGAGGGGGUUGGGAGGGGAGAGGACGCGGGCGAGGAAGACCGGCCCCGGGGCCCCGAUGUUGUGACUGUGACAGACUCACUGGGGUUUGUACAUGCUGGGGAGGAGCCUUCCUUUCAGGGGUGACCACAUUCAUCUGGGCAUGCCUGCAGUACUCUUGGCCCAUGGACCUGAAGGAGAAGCACCUGGGCGAGCCUCCCUCAGCCCUGGGCCUGUCCACGCGGAAGGCCCUCAGCGUCCUGAAGGAGCAGCUGGAGGCAGUGCUAGAAGGACAUCUCAGAGAGCGGAAAAAGUGUCUGACCUGGAAGGAGGUGUGGAGAAGCAGCUUCCUCCACCACAGUAACCGCUGCUCCUGCUUCCACUGGCCGGGGGCCUCACUCAUGCUACUGGCCGUGCUGCUGCUGCUGGGCUGCUGCGGGGGACAGCCGGCCGGGAGCCGUGGGGUGGGGCUGGUGAAUGCCUCGGCUUUGUUCCUGUUACUACUUCUCAACCUUGUGCUCAUCGGGCGGCAAGACCGGCUGAAGCGUCGGGAGGUAGAGCGGAGGCUGCGAGGGAUCAUUGACCAAAUCCAAGAUGCCCUCAGGGAUGGCAGGGAGAUCCAGUGGCCCAAUGCCAUGUAUCCAGACCUCCACAUGCCUUUUGCGCCAUCCUGGUCCCUGCACUGGGCCUACAGAGACGGACACCUAGUCAACCUGCCAGUCAGCCUGCUGGUGGAAGGAGACAUCAUAGCUUUGAGGCCUGGCCAGGAAUCGUUUGCUUCUCUGAGGGGGAUCAAGGAUGACGAGCACAUCGUCCUGGAGCCGGGAGACCUCUUCCCCCCCUUCUCCCCUCCACCCUCACCCCGGGGAGAAGUGGAGAGAGGGCCACAGAGCCCCCAGCAGCACCGGCUUUUCCGUGUCCUUGAGACCCCUGUGAUUGACAACGUCAGAUGGUGCCUGGACAUGGCCCUGUCCCGACCAGUCACUGCCCUGGACAAUGAGCGGUUCACAGUGCAGUCGGUGAUGCUACACUAUGCUGUGCCCGUGGUCCUGGCCGGCUUCCUCAUCACCAAUGCCCUGCGCUUCAUCUUCAGUGCCCCGGGGGUCACUUCCUGGCAGUACACCCUCCUCCAGCUCCAGGUGAAUGGCGUCCUGCCCAUCCUGCCCCUGCUCUUUCCAGUCCUCUGGGUUCUGGCAACUGCCUGUGGAGAGGCCCGUGUCCUGGCCCAGAUGAGCAAGGCCUCGCCCAGCUCCCUGCUGGCUAAGUUCUCAGAGGACACUCUCAGCAGCUAUACAGAGGCUGUCUCCUCUCAGGAAAUGCUGCGCUGCAUUUGGGGCCACUUCCUGAGGGUGCUCGGGGGGACGUCGCCAACGCUGAGCCACAGUUCCAGCCUGCUGCACAGCCUGGGCUCUGUCACGGUCCUGUGCUGUGUGGACAAACAGGGGAUCCUGUCAUGGCCAAAUCCCAGCCCAGAGACUGUACUGUUCUUCAGCGGGAAGGUGGAGCCCCCUCACAGCAGCCAUGAGGACCUCACCGAUGGCCUAUCCACCCGCUCCUUCUGCCAUCCUGAGGUAGAGGAGGAGCCCCAUGAACGAGACGCCCUCCUGGCUGGCUCCCUGAACAACACCACCCUGCACCUUUCCAAUGAGCAGGAGCGUGGCGACUGGCCUGGCGAGGCUCCCAAGCCCCCUGAGCCCUAUUCACACCACAAAGCACACGGCCGCAGCAAACACCCAUCUGGCUCCAACGUGAGCUUCAGCAGGGACACCGAGGGUGGCGAAGAAGAGCCCAACAAGACCCAGCCUGGGAUGGAGAGCGACCCCUACGAAGCAGAGGACUUUGUGUGUGACUACCACCUGGAGAUGCUGAGCCUGUCCCAGGACCAGCAGAACCCCUCCUGCAUCCAGUUUGAUGACUCCAACUGGCAGCUGCACCUCACCUCCCUCAAACCCCUGGGCCUCAAUGUGCUGCUGAACCUGUGUAAUGCCAGCGUCACCGAGCGCCUGUGCCGAUUCUCCGACCACCUGUGCAACAUCGCCCUGCAAGAGAGCCACAGCGCCGUGCUGCCCGUGCAUGUGCCCUGGGGCCUCUGCGAGCUUGCCCGCCUCAUUGGCUUCACUCCUGGGGCCAAGGAGCUUUUCAAGCAGGAGAACCACCUGGCGCUGUACCGCCUCCCCAGUGCCGAGACAAUGAAGGAGACGUCGCUGGGGCGGCUCUCCUGUGUCACCAAGCGGCGGCCUCCCCUCAGCCACAUGAUCAGCCUCUUCAUUAAAGACACCACCACCAGCACAGAGCAGAUGCUGUCCCAUGGCACCGCUGAUGUGGUCUUAGAGGCCUGCACAGACUUCUGGGACGGAGCUGACAUCUACCCUCUCUCGGGAUCUGACAGAAAGAAAGUGCUGGACUUCUACCAGCGAGCCUGCCUGUCUGGGUAUUGCUCUGCCUUCGCCUACAAGCCCAUGAACUGCGCCCUGUCCUCUCAGCUCAACGGCAAGUGCAUCGAGCUGGUACAGGUGCCCGGCCAAAGCAGCAUCUUCACCAUGUGCGAGCUGCCCAGCACCAUCCCCAUCAAGCAGAACGCCCGCCGCAGCAGCUGGAGCUCUGAUGAAGGGAUCGGGGAGGUGCUGGAGAAGGAAGACUGCAUGCAGGCCCUGAGCGGCCAGAUCUUCAUGGGCAUGGUGUCCUCCCAGUACCAGGCCCGGCUGGACAUCGUGCGCCUCAUCGAUGGGCUUGUCAACGCCUGCAUCCGCUUUGUCUACUUCUCUUUGGAGGAUGAGCUCAAAAGCAAGGUGUUUGCAGAAAAAAUGGGCCUGGAGACAGGCUGGAACUGCCACAUCUCCCUCACACCCAACGGUGACAUGCCUGGCUCCGAGAUCCCCCCCUCCAGCCCCAGCCACGCAGGCUCCCUGCAUGAUGACCUGAAUCAGGUGUCCCGAGAUGAUGCAGAAGGGCUCCUCCUCAUGGAGGAGGAGGGCCACUCGGACCUCAUCAGCUUCCAGCCUACGGACAGCGACAUCCCCAGCUUCCUGGAGGACUCCAACCGGGCCAAGCUGCCCCGGGGUAUCCACCAAGUGCGGCCCCACCUGCAGAACAUUGACAACGUGCCCCUGCUAGUGCCCCUUUUCACCGACUGCACCCCAGAGACCAUGUGUGAGAUGAUAAAGAUCAUGCAAGAGUACGGGGAGGUGACCUGCUGCCUGGGCAGCUCUGCCAACCUGCGGAACAGCUGCCUCUUCCUCCAGAGCGACAUCAGCAUUGCCCUGGAUCCCCUGUACCCGUCCCGUUGCUCCUGGGAGACCUUUGGCUACGCCACCAGCACCAGCAUGGCCCAGGCCUCGGAUGGCCCUUCUCCCCUGCAGCUGUCAGGGCAGCUCAACAGCCUGCCCUGCUCCCUGACCUUUCGCCAGGAGGAGACCAUCAGCAUCAUCCGGCUUAUCGAACAGGCUCGGCACGCCACCUAUGGCAUCCGUAAAUGCUUCCUCUUCCUGCUGCAGUGCCAGCUGACUCUCGUGGUCAUCCAGUUUCUUUCUUGCCUGGUCCAGCUGCCGCCACUCCUGAGUACCACCGACAUCCUGUGGCUGUCCUGCUUUUGCUACCCUCUGCUCAGCAUCUCUCUGCUGGGGAAGCCCCCCCAUAGCUCCAUUAUGUCUAUGGCAACGGGGAAAAACCUCCAGUCCAUUCCCAAGAAGACCCAGCACUACUUCCUGCUCUGCUUCCUGCUCAAGUUCAGCCUGACCAUCAGCUCCUGCCUCAUCUGCUUUGGCUUCACACUGCAGAGCUUCUGUGACAGCUCCCGGGACCGCAACCUCACCAACUGCUCCUCCGUCAUGCUGCCCAGCAAUGACGACAGGGCUCCAGCCUGGUUUGAGGACUUUGCCAACGGACUGCUGUCGGCUCAGAAGCUCACGGCCGCCCUGAUUGUCCUGCACACUGGUGAGAGGGCUCCCUGGGAGGGCGUGGAUGAUGGUGGGAGAAGAGCCCCACUGCGGAAGUCUGACCCCCACAUCGCCCCACUUUCCCCAGUCUUCAUUUCCAUCACCCAUGUGCAUCGCACCAAGCCCCUGUGGAGAAAGAGCCCCUUGACCAACCUCUGGUGGGCCGUGACAGUGCCUGUGGUGCUGCUGGGUCAGGUGGUCCAGACGGCCGUGGACCUGCAGCUGUGGACGCACAGAGACAGCCACAUCCACUUUGGCCUGGAGGACGUGCCCCUGCUGACAUGGCUCCUGGGCUGCCUGUCCCUGGUCCUUGUGGUGGUGACCAAUGAGAUCGUGAAGCUACAUGAGAUUCGGGUCCGAGUCCGCUACCAGAAGCGACAGAAGCUGCAGUUUGAAACUAAGCUGGGCAUGAACUCUCCCUUCUGAGCCACUGGCUGUGGUGGCUGUAGUUGCCCCCGUCCCUGGGGCUAAAGCCAGACCCAUUUCUGAACAGGGGAGUUGGUAUCAUGAAUGUUUCCAGGUUUGCUCCUGCACCCGUGGCACUGGAAACCCAGCUCCCCGUGUCAGACCCCGAUGUCUUCCUGAGCCCUGGGGCUCACUGUGGAGGAGCUGACGGCCUGGGCCCUUGGCCAGUCCUGGCUCUUCCCUGGGCCUCACCAGGGACACUCUUGAAUGUAUGGCCUCAGGCGCUCCCUAGAGGGGCCCUUAACCCCCCUCACCUGUGAGCUACCCCCUUUAGGGAUCCCUUGCCCCCUUGGGGAUCCCUUGCCCCCCAGUGCCUCUGCUCGUGGGUCCCUGGACACGGCCUUGAAGCAAACCUUCUUUGGAGAAGCAACAGCAGCAGCCUUGGCCGACGCGUCCAACUCCCAAGGCUGCCGUGGAGGGCAGGGUGGUGGUGCUUGCCUGGAUGUGGCCCCGAGUGCCUCCCCUCCCUCCCUCUGUGGGGGAGUCUCCCGCCUGAACCUGAAGAUGGAGCAGGGCCCCUGCUUCACCCUGGAGCCUCUUCCUGUGCCUGGCUCAAGCUGGCUGCCUGUCAGUCUUGGGGAAUCUGGCCCAGGUCUCCUCAGCCUCUGCCCCAGUUCUGGGAGAAGUUUCUACUGGUGUAUAUUUUUUACUGGAAAUGAGCCUUUUAGGAAUGAAUGUAGACUGGUUUGUAUUAAAAUGUGUCAAUUGCUAAGAAA